Cryptomeria japonica (Japanese cedar) is the source of this 468-nucleotide messenger RNA. Its product is annotated as secreted RxLR effector protein 78-like. The transcript has a single exon. The record is from RefSeq and is a predicted model, not a curated record. Bases 1 to 468 code for a protein of 155 amino acids. NCBI's taxonomy places the organism in Eukaryota, Viridiplantae, Streptophyta, Pinopsida, Cupressales, Cupressaceae.
AUGGAGUGGGCUAAAACCUUUGGGAAGGAAUUUUCCAUGUUCGUCCUUGACUACGACAAGGCUUAUGAUAGGGUUGAAUGGGACUUUAUCCUCAUGAUGCUAGAUGCCUUUGGUUUCCCUAAGGAAUUUUGUGACAUUGUUAAAGUUCUCUUUAAAGAUGCCUCUGCUCUUAUUGAAGUCAAUGGCUCCCUCUCCUCUCCUAUUAUGCUUACUCAGACUAUUAGGCAAGGUUGUCCCCUAGCCCUUGCGCUUUUUGUGAUUGCUUCUGAUGCCCUUUUUUAUCUGCUUAAGGAUGAUUCAAUCUCACCCAGUGUUAAAGGUUUGAGUCUUCCUGAUGAAUCUCAACCCUUUAACAUCCAGUUUGCUAAUGAUACCUCUCUUUUCCUUGAACUCACCAAGCAGAAUUUUGAGGCUCUUGGUCAAAAAUUAAAAUUCUUUGGUGAUAUCUCUAGUGCCCGGAUUUCUUAG